CUUCGUACAUCUAUCCGUUAACCCCAUUCUCUCUCUUUCUCUCUCUCUCCUCUCUGCAACUCUUCUCUCCUCCACAUUCAAGAGGAAGAAAAGAAAGAAGAGAAAAAUAAAGAAUAAUUAAAAAGAAAAUAAAUUUUGCAAAAAAGAAAAAGAAAAAGUUGGGGGAAAUGGGGAAAUUGCUCUUUGAUUCUUCGACCGUUGCAGAGGCAUUUCAAAAUUCAUCGUCACCAUGGAAGGACCAAAAGUCAACGCCGCCAUCACCGCCGCCACCUCCACCUACUACUACCGCCGCUGCUGCUGCUGCUCUUGAUGCAAUCCAGGCCGUAGAUCUCGUGGACCAAUGGGAUUCGGUCCACGGCCUGGAGGACCAGCAGCGCCGCCACUUGCAGAGGCUGCACGCGAAGGGCGUCCUGUGGAAGCACCCACAGGACGGCUCCUCCGCGUCGGUGGUAUUCCGGCUGUCGCACGGAGGAGAGGUUUCGUCCGACGGAAACUGCCUGUUCACGGCGUCGCAGAAGGCGAUGGGCUUGGCGGAGGCGGAGGAGGAGGACGAGGCGCGUGGGGAGGACGCGCGGGAGCUGAGGAGGCGGACGGUGAGGAGGUUCAUGGAGGAUUUCGGAUCGGCGAAGGCGGAGGAGAGGGAGAGCAUAGAGGAGGCGAUAAAGCAUAUGUACGCGCCGGAUCUGAAAAGCGGGUGGGGGAUCCAUGUGGUUCAGGAGGUCAAGUUGUUGGCUGACAAACAAGAUCGCUUGUCUUUGGAUUCCGCCAUUGACGAGCUCGUUCAACUCGGCAUGCAAAGAGAAAUGGCGGCGGAGUCUAUUUACAAAGAGAGAUGUGUUCCGGUGAAUGAUGGUCCGAGUUGGGCGAAAUACAUGUCGAUCUCUGGUUCAUCUGAUGAUGAAUAUGAUAUCAUCACUUUGCAGUAUACUGAGGAGGGUUUAUUAACUGUAGAUGAGAAUAGGGAAGGUCAUGCUGCAGCUUUUGGAGAUGAUAUAGCAAUAGAGUGUCUUGCAACAGAGUUCAAGAGGGAGAUUUAUGUGGUGCAAGCACAUGGAGCAGAUGCAAUGGUUGACGAAGAAAAUUGUGUUUUCUUCCUCCCACAUCGCCCUAGGAGUCAAAUUUGUGAACUUCCCUUUUUCCUUUUCAUGAAAGGAACAGGUUGGUGUGGCGCUGGAGCUGAUCACUAUGAGCCCCUGAUUGCCCAUCCUUCUUCUUAUGUUUCCCAGGAGAAGGUUGCAAUGGUACUUUGAGGAUACUUGUCCUGCAGUUUUGUGGCUUAGAGUUUGAGUAGAAGUAGUUGUUCCAUUUAUUUUUUCCUGUAAUGUUUCAGAUGCAAUCAAGUUCUUCUGAUUCCUUUCUGGGUGACAAGGAGAGUUUCAUUGCAUAGAAUUCAUUUUUUUGUUAGCAAUAGCUAGAAUCGGCUUUGACUCUAACUAGUAGGUCUUAUGUCUGCAAUUGAGCAACCUGUAGUAGUAUUCUUCACCGGCUUCUUUUAUUGUUGUGGUUGAGUAUUUUUCCUCUUUUUUUUGGGGGGGGGGGGGGGGGGGGGGGCAUUGUACGUCUAGGGUCUAUUUUGUCCAAGAUAGAAUAGUGCCUUUCUGUUGUAUCUUAUGCUGGAGUUUGUUACUGCAAUGAUAGAAGUGAUUUUUUAUUUUUGUUUUUUAAA
Quercus robur (English oak) is the source of this 1666-nucleotide messenger RNA. RefSeq lists its product as uncharacterized. The transcript is spliced from 4 exons. NCBI's taxonomy places the organism in Eukaryota, Viridiplantae, Streptophyta, Magnoliopsida, Fagales, Fagaceae. The record is from RefSeq and is a predicted model, not a curated record. The coding region runs from base 168 to 1250 and encodes 360 amino acids.